AUGCCUUCAUCAGCCCCCCUCAUUCGGUCCAAAUUGAACGGUCAUAAUGACCACAAUGGGCAUAGCGGGCAUAAUGGACACACUGCACACAAUGUUCACCAGCCGGAAAUUCCCAUCAGCUACGACAUCAACAUCCCCUACGUCGACGUUGACAAACUCUCGCAAAUCAGCACACCCUAUCCUCAAUAUCUGCCUAGCUGGGAUCCCGUCUGGUUCGAUCCUCUUCCCCCCUUUGAAUACUCCGAUCCAGCUCUGCGUGUCAAAGACCCCUCCAUGCGCAAUCUGCUCACACCCAACGUCACCGUCGACCACAUCCAACCGAACAUCGGCUCCGUGGUCCGAGGCGUUCAACUCAAUCGCCUCUCGGAUGCCGCCAAGGAUGAACUGGCCCUGCUCAUCUCCCAGCGCAAGGUCCUUGCCUUUCCCGAUCAAGAUCUCAUUGACGACGGCCCGGCCGCCCAGGAGUCCUUCAUGCGCUAUUUUGGAAAACCCAACUACCAGCCCGUCUCGGGUACCGUGCGCAAUCACCCAGGCUUUCACGUCAUCCACCGCAAUGGCAAUCACGAAGAAAUCGCCCGCUUUCUCGAACAGCGCACCACGACGACCCUCUGGCAUCAGGACGUGAGCUACGAGAUCCAGCCACCGGGGUACGUCAUGCUAGGUCUGCUGCAAGGGCCCGAGGUGGGCGGCGACACCGUCUUCGCGGCCACCGACAUGGCAUACAAGCGCCUAUCGCCGACUCUGCGCGCCUUCCUGGAUACCCUGCGAUGUGUGCAUUCCUCAGCCAAGAUGAUUGCGCACACGCGCCUGACGGGUGGAUUGGUGCGCAAGGACCCCGUGGACACGCUGCAUCCGUUGGUGAGGGUGCACCCCGUGACGGGGGAGAAGUGUUUGUUUGUGAAUGCCGAAUUUAUCACCAAGAUUCAGGGCAUGAAGGAUCCCGAGGUCAAGUGGUUGCUGGACUUUUUGAUGAAUCAUGUAGUUUCGGGUCAUGAUUUCCAGGCCCGAGUGCGCUGGCAACCACGGACAAUUGUCAUGUUUGAUAAUCGGUCCACGACUCACUCCGCCAUCGUCGACUACCUCGACGACGAAUACGGCGCACAACCCCGACACAUCUUCCGACUGUGUGCAUUGGGCGAAAAGCCCAUCCCCGUCCACAACGAGUUCUGA
Messenger RNA from Penicillium oxalicum, 1170 nucleotides. Its product is annotated as TauD/TfdA dioxygenase family protein. The transcript is spliced from 2 exons. NCBI's taxonomy places the organism in Eukaryota, Fungi, Ascomycota, Eurotiomycetes, Eurotiales, Aspergillaceae. Gene Ontology annotation, molecular function: 2-oxoglutarate-dependent dioxygenase activity. The record is from RefSeq and is a predicted model, not a curated record. Gene Ontology annotation, cellular component: cytoplasm. Bases 1 to 1170 code for a protein of 389 amino acids.